AUGCAACAGAUUUUUUGGAUUCUCAAAAAAGUGAGAAUGAAACACAGGCAUUUGCGAACAGAUUGGAAACCAGCAACACCUGCAAUACCAGUUGGAAUCCAAUGAAACCCUACUGGUUCCAGCCAGUUCCGUACCCGAAUCAGGCUGGUUUCCCGCUUCAACUGGUACCCACUCUGUUCGCAAAUGCCUGUGAAAAAAAAACUGUACACGCGAAAUUGCGAAUUUUUUAUUUUGAAAUUAUUUUCAUUUUGUUUUAUUUUUUUAUUGAAAUGUUUUUUCAACUUCACAAAACCCCACUGCAAAACGAAAACAAAACAUCAUUAUAUAUCUUGUAAUUAACAUAGUUUUUGAGUAGUUAUUUUUAUCGCAUUCAAGCGAAAUUGAGUGAUGUUUGUUUUUUUAAUUUAAUAUUUUUUAUCACUUUAUUUCAUUUUUUUUCAGAAAUCUAUUCCCACAGCGAUCACAUUGGAUCACGCCAAUGUACCCGAAACCGUCGAGCCUGCUCCGGUACAAGAUGCUUCGAGCAAUGAUUCGAGCACACUCCAAAUUGGUCUCUCAACCAUCAUCGAGCUAACCGAGGUAGAUUCUGGAGCUGCUGAAUCAACCGAUGAAUCGAGUGAUCCUGUUUCAAUGAUCCUCGAAGAAACAAUAGGCGAUUUUGGAGCUGCUGAAAAUGGUCAGUUUUGACACACGAAUCUUUCUGACAAGGGAAGUGCAUAGGGUUAGGUGUUGAACUUUUGAUGAAACGUUCAAAAUAAACCAAAUCGACCAUGCUGAUCACGAAUCCGAAGUCAAAAAUUGCCACAAAUGCCUGUGAGCACUUUUCUGGAGCUCCAAAGUUGAAAUUGAGUUUUGGUUUUCGUCCAUUUUCACCAUGUUCCUGGGUGGAAAAUCAAUUUCUAUAACAUGAAUAAGGUUGUUCUUCACAUUCGAAAACCUAUCCGCUUUUCAGUUCUUCGAAAAAUAUGAAAAACCAGCUGAAAACUGUAAUUUUCGAAAAUGCACGAAAAACUUUGAAAAACGUGUGUAUUUACGUGUGAUUGUGUGUAUUUUCAGGAUAUUCUUAAAAGUUGCAGUUUUCAGCUGGUUUUUCAUAUUUUUCAAAGAACUAAAAAGCGGAUAUGUUUUUGAAUGUGGUGAGCAACCUUAUUCAUGUUAUAAAAAUCUAUUUUCCACCCAGAAACAAGGUGAAAAUGGGCAAAAACCAAAACUCAAUUCUAACUUUGGAGCUCCAGAAAAGUGCUCACAGGCAUUUGUGGCAAUUUUUGACUUCGGAUUCGUGAUCAGCAUGGUCGAUUUGGUUUAUUUUGAACGUUUCAUCAAAAGUUCAACACCUAACCCUAUGCACUUCCCUUGUGAGAAAAAUGCUGGAAUUCCGCCGAAUCCUGCAGAAACUCGUGAAAUGUUGCGAUCGGUUGUUGGAAAUGCACGAUAUCCGCCAGAUGAAGCCGAAGCUCCAGCAGAAGCUCCGAGAUCUGAAUUCCAAAAGGCUACUCACCUUCCAGCCAAAAAUCCGCGAAUAUACGAGGUUUUCAAAGAUGACGAGGACCGUGCGCUCGACAGCGAUUCGUCAGACACGCCAAUUAAGCUGACAAUUCCUCGACAUGGAGAUCAAGAUGAUACGAUUCGAUCAAACGAUUCGGAAAACGCUGAAAAUGUUCUCGAAACAACAAUUCUCGAAGAAGAUCCAAUUAGAACCAAUGAAAGCUUGAAUAUAGACGAAAAUGCUCGUACUUCUCCAAAAUCGCAAAUUUUGAGAACGUAUUUGAAAAAUGAGAGAGGAUUUGUACGUGGGCAUGUGCCAGUUAACAUGGUUAGUUUUUUUUCAAAAUGUUCUCAAAAUUUGAAUUUUCAUGAAAGAAAAAUGGAGCAAAAAACUUACUAAUCCAAUAUUUUCAGAAAUUCGCGAUUGCCGAAAAUCCUGUGGAAAUGUCACUUGUUCCUGAAGAAUCGGAAAUAAGUUAUGAGGAUUAUUCGGAACAUCAGCGCAUUUUGAAGCAAGUCAGAGCAGGAAUUACAUAG
Molecule: messenger RNA, 2022 nt
Organism: Caenorhabditis angaria
Lineage: Eukaryota; Metazoa; Nematoda; Chromadorea; Rhabditida; Rhabditidae
Source: the annotation of a GenBank genome assembly